AACCUAAUUUUGAGUGUUGUAUUCGCUUCUUCCUCCUAGGUGGGCUUGUUCUUAGUAUUUUCUCUAAUGCACUUCGAUAAUAAAACUGGCAUCCUUAGAGCCAAAACCAAGUCAGAAUAAAAUGUCAAAAAGUAUUGAAGACAUUAUGAAACGGAGAUUUAUUAAAUGUUAAAGUGUAAAGUGCAUUUCGUUGUAAAUUUACAAUAUUUUCUCUGCAGAAAAGUGUCAAACACCAUUUUACUCUGUUAACACCAUUAACACACUAAUAGUGACAAAGUACAAGCCAGUAUGUUGUGAUUACACAUAAAGAUGAAAACACCAAAUCAUCAAUCCUUCAAGUUGUGAUAAUAUAAUUUAGCCAAUUCCAUUGCUACCGAAACGUUUAAAUGCAACAGAAGAGUGGUGAUUGCGAUCAAUGCUAAAGGUUAUUAUUUCAACUGAAGCAUAGAUUAUCGUAAAAUUGUGCAAUAAAACGAGCAUACCAGAAAAUGGAUCUCGUCGAUAUAGAUAAAGUCUUGGAUGAUUUGGAAUUGAAUGAAAAUGCGGAAUGCCGUAUGGUCGCACCUCAGGACACAGCACAGGAAAUAUUAAGAACUGGAUCAGAAUCAUCUUACAACAAAAUAUUUAAACACGUAAAUGAAAAACUGAAGGCAUCAUGUCCAGCGACAUUUUCUAAACAAGAAAAUGGAAAUACCUGCACAGCUGUUCCAGGAAGUAGCAACGGGACGAAAAAGCAUAAAGCUAGGGCGCAUGUUAUAAAUGUUUCCACUGUCUUUUCCAGCUUGAAUGAGUACGUCAAUGCUGGAACAGAACUCAGUGACAAGCUUCAGAAAGCAACCGAGACUCCACAACAAACAUCAUUUGAAGAGAGAAACACCACUGAAUCGAACAGCAAUGGUGAUAGUAAACCUCUUCUUUCGCCGUCCAGUUCAUCUGUUUCUACCGAAUCUCCCACAUCAUCAUCUCUUGACCGACCAGGGUCAUCAUCGCCAUCGUCUAACAGCUCGGAAUCUGAUCGUCAACAUCAGACCAGAAGCAAAGGCAGGGGAAGUAGCAAAAAUUUACACAGCAGCGAUUCCUCGUCGUCUACAUCCACGAGUGACGGAGAUGAUGAAGAGGAUGUCGAUGUACACGAAAGAUUAACCGAAGCACUUUCACUUAGCGGUGGCGAUUACAUGUUGGAACUUUCAGACAAUACGAUGGAGGAAACAACUAAUCAUGAAGAACAACCAGCCAGCCAAGUUGUGCUGUCUAAGCAGAUUGCUCCUAGUGAGCAGCAAGAUACUUCUGCAUUUUCAUACAAAAAUAGCUUGUACUCGGAUACACUGAGUAAUGACGUUAUCAAUUUAGAAGGUAUUUCUUCGAUAUCGUCAAUAGUCGCAGUCGAUUUAACUAGUGCUGGCCAAGCAGAAAAACCUGCAGAAGGUAUGUCGCAACCUGCAGAAGACCAGAAUAAAAAUCCACAAGAAGGGGCUGUUUUAGCAAGGCCAGAAAUAUUAGAAGAGAAACCCGAAAUAAAAAAAAUGAUUGGUUUCGAAUCUACUAUGGACGAUGUUUCCGACACAGAAUUGGAGAGUUAUUUACAGGAAUUGGAAGAAUAUGAUAUUCAACAUAAUUCAGUACCUCAAGGACCAAGUUCCAUUACAUUCAUUGCAGCAGAUAGCACCGCAAUCCCAACGGUUAGCAAGGAGUUUAACAAGGACCUGGAUAAAAAAGAUACUUUUAGCAUUGGAAGCCAUAACAGUAUCGAUGCAAGAAGUGACGAAAGUAUUCCAGAAUCUGCGAGAGAACUUAAUGAUGAAGAUCUAAUUUCUCAGGCUUCCACACUUGAAUUCAAUGAUUUAGCUGCUAUGAAUGCUGCUGCAGCAAGCGGUCCCAAUUUGGAUGCCGAGGUAGCAGCUGUAGAGACAGUGCCAGGAAAUGACGCUCUCGAGUUUUCUCAUGACCCGUUGGAUGACGGUAGUGAGAUUAAGUUCAUUGAUUGCACCGAUACAGAGUCUGCACUAGCGCGUGAUCAGCUUCCUGCUAUGAAAGAGGCACAAACAAAUGCUGGAGCAGUCGAAGAAUCACAAGAGAAACUUCCAACAGAAUCACAAUUAAGAACGCCUUUACCAAGACCUAACUCGUUGGAACUGCCAGCUCAAUCAAAUACAUUUAGCGAGAAACAAAGUUCUCCUGGGCACACACCACCUUCAUCAACAUCACACGGCAUAGAUUCUGAUCAAGGUUUAACGUUAUCUUCAACUAGCUCAGACGAUUUUGUCCCUUCCGUAGCAGUCAUUCCUCAACCGAUGCCAUCAGCCCCACCUACUGAGGAUAGUGAGAGGCCCCCACAAAAUAUAGCGGUUGAUGGCAGCAUACCAAGUAGUUCUAUACUCAGUGCUCAUUCGCAACUAGGUAGAGUACCUCCAUUCUGGGUUCCAGAUAACGCAACCAAUUUCUGCAUGCAGUGUAAUCAAAAAUUUUCUCUCAUCAAACGACGACACCAUUGCCGUGCUUGUGGCCAAUUGCUUUGUUCGGCUUGCUGCUGUUUGAAAGCUAAACUGGAUUACCUUGGAGACAUUGAAGCUCGCAUUUGUAUCAGCUGUGACGUUAUCUUAAGCCAGCAACAGCAAGCUCUUGAAGAAGCCCAAUACGGAUCGCAAUUCGUCAUUGCUGCUAGUGGUUCUUCAGAGCCUAUAACUCAACGACAACCAAACCCCAACAAUCCUAUGGAAUACUGCUCGACUGUCCCACCUUUUCUACAACAAGUCAGCAGUCAGCCUCAAUCCCCUAUAUCUGUUAUGGUUCCAGUUGGAGUAUUGAAACGAGCUGGAGCUCCACGAUCAGGCCGAAAAGACAAAACGGUGAUAUUCAGUGAUGGGAUCCGACCUGGUUGCGAUUUAACCGAGCUGGACGACAAUUGGGAUGCUCAACCGAAGACAUCUUCUUCGCUUCCAAAAUCAGUAGAAGAUAAGCGCAAAGGGAGAGUGCAAACUCUAGUUGGUGAAAAUCCCAGCUCAAUUUCUGUAUCAUCAUUGAUCCCACCAGAAGAAAAUAGGCUACCGCCUAUCAUAAAACAGAUCACCAAAACUGAAACCAAGCAUAUAGAGAUCGACAAUGAUGCGAGUUUAAUUGCGAGUUUGCGCAACGGAACGCUUACUUUUGCAUUGCAACGUAAUCUGUAUGUGCUGGUAACAAUAGUGGAGCUUACCUGCUGUAUAAAUAAGACUGUGAUUAAUUUUACCACACGCGGCAUGCACUACGUAGGCCAAGACGAGAUCGUCAUACUUUUAGCGCUUGAUGAGUCCCAGCUGCUACCGAAAGAUAUAUUUGUUCAUUUGAACGAUAUCUACUGUGAUGCAGACCGCGGAGACACUAUCACAGAAUUAGGUUUCAGUUCAGCAAGAACUAGUAAUUUUUUAGGCUCCAAAAAUCAUGGCGGUUUCUUGUUCGUUAGACCGACUUAUCAGUGCAUGCAAAAUGUGAUAAUACCUGAUUCUCCUUAUUUAGUAGGAGUUUUGAUACACCGCUGGGAAGUUCCUUGGGCAAAAAUAUUACCACUUCGGUUAAUGUUACGUCUUGGAGCACUUUACCGGUACUACCCAAGCCCACAUGUAAGCGUACGCGACCGAGACUCCGUUUACGUUGAAAUCGCUCAAACGGUGAUCAACCUUUUAGCAGACUUUAGAAACUACUCUUACACGAUUCCAACUAUUCGGGGAAUGAUGAUUCACAUUGAAGAUAGAAAAACAAGUAUACUUAUUCCUCGAAACCGUUACGAGCAAAUUACGAAAGUGUUAGAUACUUCGAACGAGCAGAUUUUGGCACUUGGUGGGAAUUUUAGUAACGUGGCAGACGGUCAUUUAGUUUGUAUCCAGAAUACCGAAUCGGGAUGCCCGGAAGCUACGCAGUAUUCUACACAAGCAAUCAAUAUUGAGGGUCAACCUAGAAAAGUCACAGGCGCAAGUUUUCUUGUUCUAAACGGAAUACUGAAAGCAAGUAGUGGCCUAAUCGGAAAGUGCAGUAUAGUCGAAGAUGGUCUUAUGGUUCAGGUACACCAGACAAAAAUGGCCGACAUUAAAGACGCUUUGAAGAAUAUGAAAGAUUAUAAAAUUGUCUGUGGUCCGGAAGAAGGUGAUGACACACGAAAGGAAAUUGUUAGCAUCGAAUGGACUGAAAACGACUUAAAUUUCAACAUUGGGGUCGUUUCUCCAAUUGACAAGAAACCUUUAAAUGGUGUACCGAGCAUCCGAGUUCAUAGGGGAAGUGAUUUUUCAAAUACGAACUAUAUUAUCCGCUGGACGGAAGUUUUUAUUAUUCAGGGCGAUGAAGAAUCAAAUCACCCAGGUGACCCAAUUAAUAUGUCGAAACUUUCUAAGCUAGUAGCCAAAAGUGCAUGCACUGCACUGGUAGCAUUUCUUGACUUGUUGGCAUCAAACGGCUUUCUAAAAAUUGGUCUGCGAAUAAUGCUAGACCCGGAGCAAGUUUCCUACGAAGCGGGGAGUCAGUUCAGCAAGUUGGGCCCAUUGUAUAUGAAUGCAUUGGAUAAUGAACUUAUUGGAACACUGAACCACCAAGCAAACAGUUUGCAGUUAGAUCAGCAAAUUAUCAUCGAACUAAUAUUCCAUAUUCUACAUAAAUAGAUGUAUCUGAAAACCUAGAGUCAAAGUACGAGAGCCAGUGUUGUGGAGUUAAAUUUGACCAACCAUCUUGAAAAUAUUCAUAGAAAUACCUUCGAUGCCAAUUGUUCACCACUAACAACAAGCAUUCGUGUUUGGUAGGAAACUAGAAACAAAUUAAAUGUCUUACAGGAGACAGCAGUAAUAUUAACAAUGUGUUUAGAUUAAUUCUUUGUUGAAAGAUGGAUUUUGGCGUGGAAAUACCAACCGAAUGUUGAUAUAUUUACACACGUUGCAAUGAUUCUAUGGAAUAGAUGGACAAAAAGUCUUAAUAAAGUAUCUGCGACUUAUUGUGGAAGCUGCUUGAGCAGCGCCUGGACAUAAAUGGCGUGAAGUGCAUGUUGAGAAGACUACUUGUGUUGAGAACGAGGAAAGUUUAGUCUCAUAUUUGUAUAGUUGGCAUAUUAUACAAUACUUUUGCUAUUAAUCGACGUAUAAUAUUUAUAUUUUGUUUAAAAAUUUUAAAUAAAGGAAGUCACUAAUA
This is a messenger RNA of Wyeomyia smithii (pitcher-plant mosquito), 5145 nucleotides long. RefSeq names its product zinc finger FYVE domain-containing protein 9 (gene Sara). The record is from RefSeq and is a predicted model, not a curated record. Gene Ontology annotation, molecular function: metal ion binding. Bases 489 to 4625 code for a protein of 1378 amino acids. The transcript has 9 exons. Gene Ontology annotation, cellular component: early endosome membrane. Lineage: Eukaryota; Metazoa; Arthropoda; Insecta; Diptera; Culicidae. Gene Ontology annotation, biological process: endosomal transport.